Messenger RNA from Ylistrum balloti, 774 nucleotides. RefSeq names its product plasminogen-like. The record is from RefSeq and is a predicted model, not a curated record. The transcript is spliced from 3 exons. NCBI's taxonomy places the organism in Eukaryota, Metazoa, Mollusca, Bivalvia, Pectinida, Pectinidae. Gene Ontology annotation, molecular function: signaling receptor binding; endopeptidase activity. Bases 1 to 774 code for a protein of 257 amino acids.
AUGGAACAAAACGGAGCUGGGUUUUCGUAUGAAUCUCCGACAGAAGAGUGCAGCAUUUUCAAGAAUGUAGUCACCCAACAACGGACAGGUGGAAUGUCCUUAAAGAUUUACAGUAAAGAGGAGAAGGACAGAUAUAAUAUGACCAGUCUUGUCUAUGAGGGGAGGAUGACUUGUACUGUGAAAGGAGUCACGUGUCAAAGAUGGGAUAGCAACAAACCGCAUAUUCCUAGUUACUUCAUAGGUCGGAGCGACCUUCAGAACUGGUGCCAGAUAAAGCUUUCGAAGAGACCUUGGUGCUACACGAUGGAUCCUAAGACUAGAUGGGACUAUUGUCCUGUAGAUGAGAUCUCCUCCUGUAAUCGGCCUCCACCAUUGUCCCUUCCUGGAAUCAGUGUUAACGUCGAGCACCCUUAUAAUUUUAUAGCUAUAGCAGCUCGGUAUAGGUGUGCUAAAUCGUUAGACUCAGAGCCAGUCAUAAGCUGUCCUGUAACACGAUGUCUUCCUGAUGGUACCUGGUCGUCCGCAAACGUGUCUUGUGCAAAGAAAGAGUGUUAUGACCCUAUCAACAAAACCUACAACGGUAGCGUGACUUGCACAGAAACAGGGGUCAUGUGUCAGCGAUGGGAUAGCAAUUUCCCACACGUUCCUCACAAGAACAAAGGACGAAGUGAUUUCGGAAAUAGGUGUGUGAUUCAAGGCUACACAAGACCAUGGUGCCAAACAGUGGAUCCCUUAGUUCCGUGGGAUUGGUGUCCAGUAGACCCAUGCACCUGA